Molecule: messenger RNA, 9649 nt
Organism: Anopheles funestus (African malaria mosquito)
Lineage: Eukaryota; Metazoa; Arthropoda; Insecta; Diptera; Culicidae
Product: contactin-1a
Exons: 6
Coding region: 36-1316 (426 amino acids)
Molecular function (GO): protein binding
Source: RefSeq, a predicted model, not a curated record
CCAUCCAUCCCCAAAUGCGACAAUAGUAUGGAAGUAUGUUCGCCGAAAGGAGCAUCCUGUGCCGUUUAUAUAAUACUUUAAUUUUCAUGCACCUGAUCUACGUCACACGGUCAUUCGGUGUCAUCUUCGAGGAGUAUGUCGUGGACCAGGGCCGUAACUUGACGUUACGCUGCGAUUCCAAGCAUCCGGUACGAUGGGUCCGCGAAGGCCGUCGAGAGGACGUCCGCCAGUUCCAGCUCGACGGUUCGCUCGUGUUGACAAACCUAACCGCUAAGGACGGUGGCCGGUACACGUGUUCCGCAGCAAUACCAACACUAACGACCGUUGCCGUACUGGAGGAACCGGAAGCAGAUACAUCCUCCUCCUCCUCCUCCUCCUUCUCUUCUUCCACCUCCACCAACGACACUACCCCUGGGGCAGCGUACGAUCCAGGUGAUACGAGUGCCGGGUACGAGAAUGCCACCGCCGAACCGUACGACGGUGAGGACGGCGAUGGUGACGGGACGUCAUCGUCCGCAGCGGAGGAACACUUUGUCGAGCUGCUAAAGGUGAACGUAAAGGUACGGACACCACCGUUGGCGGUGUCUAACUUUUACGUACGUGCAUCUACCAUCAUUGCGGUGCUGGUAUGGGAGGUGAUGCCAAACCGGACUGGUGGGUACGCGAUACGUGACUUCACCGCCGAGAUGCGCAAGAUGCGCGAAAGCAACGACAAACCGGAGCUGCCUUGGGAGACGAUCGAUCCGCGCCACAUCAGCCCGAACGCGCGCCAGCUUGAAAUCUAUCAUCUCAUCCCGAACACGACUUAUGAGUUCCGGAUCUGGGGCAACAAUCAGCUCGGUGCCGGUGAGAUCGUCACCAUUCUUGCGACCACACAACCACGCAUGGAGGAGAAAGAUCUCGUCCGGCGCAUCAUGAUCGAUGCGAAGAAUUUUGACACCCGCGUCUGGAUAGCGGCCGUCGGCAUCGUGAUGGGUACGCUGGUCAUCCUAUCGCUCGGUACCUGCAUCGUGCUGUACAAGGAGUGCCGCGAACCAGCCGCUAACGAUAAAGACGAGGAGCUGGACAGUCUCGAGCUGGUACCGAACAUCAUCCUGAAUCCGGGCUUUUGCGAUUCGGACGACCAAGGUCAGAACCCGCUGUCACCGCCGAUACCGCGCACCCUGCCGUACAAUCGCUACCGCAGCAAUGGCCACGACGGUACCGGUGCGGGUGACGACGACGACGACGAUGAUGACGACGAGGAGGAGGAACCGAUGACGUUCAGCCGGCGGAUGUCAAUCUUCUUCACCGGCAACACGAUCAAGCGGAUUUGAGUGAAAGUAUUCCCGGAGGACUCCGUGUACUACUGAGCAGCUGUCCGAUGCACUAUGGAACCGCCGUUGAUCUGGAGUGCUUCAGCCCAUGUACUUAAGCGAGCGCGCACACAUACUCACGAAGAAACCAAAACAAAAAAAAAACAACCACACCAACCAACCGAAUUGUAAUCUAGGGUAAAAUAUAAAACAACGGUGCACACGGAUCUGUUGGGGAUCGGAUCAAUGACACUGACAGAUUUGCGCGCUGUCAGCUACUAAGAGGAGCAGCUGAGCAACUAAGUGAGAGGAAUGUAGUGCCUCGCACACUCACACACACAAACACACGCAGAGCAGGGUAGCAGCGUGUGUGCACGAGUCAAGAGUAUCGUUGCGCCACAACCAUGCAUGCCUUCGGUGUGUAACAACCAUGCCCUCUACAUGAUAUGAUCCACGAUCAUGAUGUGAUGGGACGGCUUUCCCUAUAGAUGGCGCUGGCAGUAGACACUGUGUGUCUCAGUAAGCAACGCCAGGUCAGUUCAGUUGUUUUUUCGAUGUGCCUUUGCUUUCGUCUGCGAGUUAUGUUUUGAUUGUGUUUUGUUUUGGGUGCGCUCUGCAGAAUACAAACACCCCGUUCCUGUCACAAGCAUCAUCCCAUUAUUCCCAAAUCUUCAUGGCCUUCACUUAUCGGAAUCAACUGACAUCACAGAUUACACACGGCUUAGGAUUUUAAUAUUCUUAUCAACCAAUAUCACUCCCGAAAACAAAAGCCUACUCUAUGGGUAGGUUGCGAUACAUGCUUUCCUUAUUUCUACAACGCUAUCAACUCUUUGGAGGCGGCCAUUUUGAAACAAGUCAUCCCGUUCGCUUGUUUCCGGACAAAAUCGACUGACUAAUCUGAUAGUGUGUAAGAUUAAACGGGAGUAAACUCUCGAUAAGCACAAGUCCUCGCACUUUGCCGCGCACCACGAGGGUUUGGGUAGAGAGGUGUUGCUAUACAUAGUAGCCCUAACCCUAAGCGCCCUCAUUUGGAACAGCAAGCAGCAAUACAAUACCCGGGGAUUGUAAGUGAUCGCUAAAUACAAUAAUAAAAGAGGCGGGAUGCACCUUUUUACGUAAAACCCACACGGUGAUCCCACACUUUGUAAAGAAUAUCGCAUGGUGAAAGAUCUUCCGGCGUACAGUAAUAGGAGGGUUUUUGCUCUUUUCCUCGGUACGCUUAGCACGCAUGCAAACUAUGAGUGAAAAUUUAUGAUAAUGAUACUAAUUCAUAAGUAAAACCCUUCCUAAUCUCCCACCCCAAUGUAAACCACCACCCUGUAUCCCGCACACAAGGGUAGAUGUUCGUCGCGCACAUGCUAGUAGGCUAGUGGAGUUUGGAAUGGACGAUAGCUACAUGAGCUAUAGUACCACACAUUGGCAACUAGGGUAUAAUGUGGAGAUGCAAUAUUGACAUAAAAGACGAGUGCGCGGAAAAAAAACAAAAAAGAAGGUUACAAAAAAAACAACUGGCACAUGUUAGCUUCUCACCAUAGCAAAAACACAGCAAAAAAAUCAAUUGAAAAUAAGAUGGUGACAUUUUUGACAGCAAAAUCAGGCACCGUUUCGUUUAAGCGCAAAACGGUUGAAUACUUUACGCAAAAAAAACGCAAACGCCCAAUCCUACUAUGUAAUAUGAGUGAGAUGGUGACGCCCGCUUCCGAGGCGAUAAGCUAUUCGAAAAUGUUCCACACUUGUACUUGUUUGACGUUUCGUCUUAGUAGACAGUUUAUACAUAACCACAAUGUUUAUCCCCAUUUGCUUCGUGCUGAUUGUUUGUUGGAUCGACACUGCCUGACCUUUUUGGAAUGUAUUUUUUUUUUUUUGUAAUCUAAUGUCUAAUCUUCGUUUCCUGCUGAGAGCUAUUGUGACACAUGAUAUUUUACAAGGUUUAAAAUGUUUUUGAAAGCUCGCAAGAACUCGAUGAGCAAAAUCCUCUGGAAAGUUUAUCAAUCCUAGCCAUGUUUUACACAUAAAUGUCAAAUAUUGUGUUUGUUUUUUAAUCGUUUCGAUAUACGUAUAUGUAUGUUACACUACUUAACAUCCGUCCGGAAGACCGUGAAAGCUUCGACACUACAUUAUAUGCGUACCCUGUCGGGCUUGUAUGGUCUGACUUGCAUUCACUGGACCAUUAAACAAAUCAGUACGAAGCGUAUUAUCGUGUGCAAGAAUCCUCUGCUUUUGCGUAUACUAAGCUGCUUAUCGUCUAUUUGCUACUAUCAUUAAUCUCUUUUGACGGUUGUGUACGGUCUGUAAACGGCUUUAGCAUUCACCGGCGGUGGGGCACCACUCACACGCUACCGCUGUCAUUUUGACAGCGCCGCCUACCGGAAUAAAAGUUUCUCUUUUCGUCUUCUUAAAUGGCUUAACGUCCGUUCCCGCUAGAGGGCCGCCUAUUGGCAUUCUAGACUUAUUUAUAUUAAACACAGCCGGAUGCGCUAUGCCAUUCCACGGAGUGCUCCCACAGAAAGUGGUGGUGUAAAAAUGGCAGCUGGUAGUAAAUAAAAUAAAAAGAAGAACAAGUCAAAAACACAAACAUCAAAACCACACCUACAUAACAUCCUUAACCGCCUUUAUAAUCGUAAGUGAAGCAGACUCACCGAAGUCACCAUUUGCUUUUGCAAGCUUUUGUGCAUGGUACGGUAACUGCUAAACACCAGCGCACUCUUUGUAACUUAACUGUACACACACACACAUACAUACAUAACGAAACACUCGAACAGGCGUGCGUGUGUAACGAAUUUCGGAGGGCGUAAAAAAGAAUGCGUCAAAGCGUCAGCAGAGUGUUAGCAGCAAACGGACAAAAAUAAAUUUGAUCACAUGCGCGCGCGCGUGUGUGUGUGUGUGCAUAUGUUCCGCGGCUGCAGUAUUUAUAUACAUAAAAAGGAGCCUUUUUUAUAAAUGGAAAAAAAGGAAACAAUACUUUAGUGUAAAAAAAAGUGUAGACAAAACAAUAAGUAAUCCAUUUUGACGGAAGAGACACACUGCUAAAAGAAAAUUUAACGAACAAAACAAAAAAAAGGGAAAAAAGUGCCGGCAAAUAUCAAAUUGCGGAAAGCGAAAACGCAUACGUAGGGGAUGUUUGUGUAUACGUGUGUCUGUGUGUAAAAAUGAAACCGUACUCGGAAACAGGUAGUGAACGAUAUAGUAAUGUCGGUUCGAACGAUAAUGUCGAUACGAUUCUGUUGUAUAAAAAGUUACAAAUGGUGACAAAAAAAAACUCGCGAGAGUCUCGAAAGAGAGAAGAAAAAAAUCACACACACACACACCGACAGACACAAAACACAACGCUGUUGUACACUUAGAGUCGCACGCUUUUUAUAUUAAAAAGCGUAUGCGAACCGUAGCUUGCCCGUACGGUGGCACGAAGGUUGUUGUUAAUGUUAAUAUCAAAUCUUACUUUAGACAGUUCGGUUGCGACAGUGUGAUGGACAGUAACAACAGGUGCGCGUGUAUAGGUAAGACUGUAGCAGAUUGAAACACUAGUUGUAUAAAGCAAACCAAACCAAGCAUACUAGCAGCAACUUAUUGGGCGCUUCCGGGAGAGAACACACACAUACACAGACACACGAAAACAUUUAUAAAUCGACGAAGAGCUAACUUUCACGUAGACUAUAGCCGGAAGUAUCGGUUGCCUGUGCAAAACCUUAUAAAUGGACACGCGUCAACGGUUACACUGUGUUUUUGCCGUUUUUGUCCUGAUUGCUGGUUAGUGUUUGCCAUCGUUGUAGUUUGGCUUCUGCUCCUGCGGUUGGUUUUGAGCCAUUUGUUAGAUUGUAAAGUGAUACCCAUCAUCCCAUACCGGUCUAGCUGUGAGCGACCUGGAAGACUUGUAACGCUUCCCGCGCCAAAGGUCCGAGGUUUUGCAAAACAUGUUUUCAAUAACACACACACACACACACAAAACCGAAAAGAAGGAGAAGAAAGCAGAAAAAAACACGCGCCUACCAUAUGCAGUUACAAGUUAAUACCAUUUAUUGGAGCCAUGUUCGGAGGCGCCAGCUGUCAAACAACCGCUACUACUAUUGUUAGUAAUACUGCGCUACAACUACUGCUACUAUCAGAAUACUGUUACUCCUACUGUCCCUGUGUGAGGUUUAUCCGACGUUUAUCCGAUGCCGAACAGUGGUGGAUUGGAGUAGCAUCAUCAAAAGAAACCUUCAGCACACAAAUAGUCGAACAAAAACACGGUGACAGAGUGAAAUGAAAGGGAAGCAGAUAAAUUGAGAGAGGAAGAGCGCGAGAGGGAGAGAGAGAGAGUUGAUCAAACAGAGGAUUAGAUGUAGUCGUGUGGUACUUCUAGUAAGUAAACCAAAGCAGGAACCAAAGAUAUACUGUCACCCUAGCACCAGUAUAUACCAGCCAUAUCAGGUACUAUCAACUUAGCCCAGACGGUCAACGAAACCGUUCGCAACUUUUGCUCUUGUAAAGUCGCUACUAAUGUAAUAGACCGUAAUCUGGAUUUUGUAUGCGAGAGAUAGAUAGGAAGCGCCUCAAUGUCUAGAUUCGGAAUGCCUGAGCACACAUUUACACAAAUACACACACUCAUACACAGAUUAUCGUGUUACGUUACAGUGUCAUCACACCGAUUCUUAGUAGCGGUUUUUUUGCAAAGUAUUUAAACAUUGCUCAUUAAUAUGAGUAAUGCUUGGGACGGUAUCAUUUCGAAACGCUACAUCAAUCUCGGCAAUAGCAACUUCAAGCAAAACGCUAUACCCCAAAAAAUCCCAUCCGGGCGACAAGUGAUCUUAAACGAGAUAUGCACACAGAAAGAGAGAGAAAAGGAGAGAUAUAAGGGAGCGAGAAUUAAACUAUCUGUAAAAAAAAAUCAACAACAAAAAAAAAGAACAAAGGGACGAGACUGAGAGAGCAAAUGCAUGACUACUGAUAGAAACUAGCGCAAAACUAAAACAAAAAAUAUACUUAUAUGCAUCGCAACUACAAGUUGUAGCUUACUACGCCUAUCUUUCCACAACUAUUCGCUCUGCUGAACGGUUCAGUACGAACGCGGUACGUUUCUUCAUUCGUUUUUAUCUGUUAAUUCACAACUUUAGUUUUUGCUACGUUUUAUCACAUCCACAUGUACUUACUACGGUAUACUUAGAAACAUUCAAACGAACUCUCACAUUCACAACACAAGCUUCCAGAUUGAGUGAUUGGUUUCGGGAGUGUGCGAAUGCGUGGGUGUCUGUGUGUGCAUGUGGAGAGAGUUGCCGUUCGUAGUACCGCCAUCUAUCGGGAAUCGGUUGAAGAUCUACAUUCAACUAUAGCUGCAUCCCCCGGGAAAGGAACACGUACGUCCUUUUUGGGGCGGGUUUUUAUGUUUUGCUUCUUCUACUUCUCAAACAGGUGGAGAUAAGCCUCGUCCGAGCGUGCAACGGCCAACAGCGUUUCUCCCAGUGCUCGUAUUCACCUCACAGUUAUAGCAUGACUUUUAACCACAUUUUUACCAUAAAGCAACCACAAACGCACCCACUACCCUGAAUGACUGAAUAGGGGCCGCGUACGAACGAAUCCAAAACUAAAUCAAGUUUGUCUUUUUUUUUCGUUUGCUUUUAACUCAGUUACCCUUAGCUUACACCUGACACCUUUUUGUUUUUACUUUUAUUCGGCUGUACCGUAAUGACAGUUUGAGUGCUAUAAAAUCUACUCAUGCUCACACUACUACCACCACUACUCAUGCGUUUUUUUCUGUUACAAUUACAAGCAAUCAUCAGCAAACAAAAAACUGGUCAUGUUUCUUGAUUAUAGCUCACCGUUUCUUUUAUCGAUUACCAUUUAUCUCUUGUUUCUUGCCUCUUUGCUCUUCUGCUCAAUUUCUUGGCUCCGUUUAUUCAAGUAACCAUUUUUCUUCUUCUACUACUACUACUAAUACUAAUUCUACUAAUACUUGUCCGUUUGUUUUUGGCACUGUUUUCUUCAAUAUUCUCCGUAUUUUCUACCGCAAUGGUCAUGUUACCGUUUUGCUUCUACCUGUUUACUUUUAAUAACUCUUUCUUUCCGUUUUUCUUAUUGCCUUUCGGUUACCAAACCUGUUACCGCUCAUUUCCCCAAUUCCACCCCGUUUUAUACCCUUUCAAACUUGCAAUACCGUUCUACUAACUGUGUUCUCUUUUUCGCUCGAUACUGCCUGGAUCGAAAACCAAAAACAAAAACCCUGCGGCUGGUGCCCGUUCCGUUCCGGUGUAUUCUCCUGUCUCACUUUUCACGAUCUACACAGGUUUGUCCGAGACAAGCGAAAUUUUCUAAUCUAUUCCCUUGCUAGCAAGUGGCCACUGUCACCUUAAUGUCACGGGACUUGAUAAACGUGACGGUAGCGCGAGCAACCCUUCCACCCGACACAAUCGGAGCACUGUGGGCCCAAGUAUAUUGAAAUUUAAAUGCAAAACGAAAAAAAAAAAUCAAAACAAACAAAAGAAAAAAAAACAAGAAAAAACUGAAGCCAAUUGCUGGAGUGACACAUUAUACACCAAUCGUCAUGCUUGACAGACGGUUGACUAACUAAUCCAACACCUUUUCGCCUUUGCGAACAAAGUUUUACUACACAAUAUUUCGAUCGAUUAGUACCAUAUAUUUGCUAGUGCGCCCAACUAAGGCAAACGAACGGUUGCGCACCCAUUUUCAAACCUCUACUCUCAUUCACUAUUAACUUUGAACUUAUUCUAAAAAAAAACAAAAAACGGAUGCCGAUUCCUGAAAGCUUUACAUAUACACGUAUGGAAAAUAAAACGUAACGCCGAACAUUAGUGAUUAGCCGGGUGCAAUUCUACUUCAACUGAAACCUAGUACAGCGCAGCGACACAACAAACAAUGGAGAAAGCAAUAAAGUGAUGAAUAUUAACAAACGCGUUUACAAACUCGGGGAACGGGGUAGAGCAUGCCAAGCGACGGAGCACAAUCAAUGGUCGGAUCAUUGGAUGACACGGUAAGAUGGCCGCGCGACCCUUUAGCAAGCGCUAGGUAAUUUGCUGUAACGAGCCGCCAUUAGCGAAAAUACUUAACGCGUAAAGUUUUACACAAAAACCGCCGAAACGUUCCUAAAGGGUCCGAAUGGGUGUGUGAUAAAGGAAAAGACAGCACUCAGAUCGAUAUCAUAUCUUUCUUUCUUUUUCGAUGGGAACACAAAGAGUAAAAGUAAAGAAAACAAAAAAAGGAAUUUAGUAGCUGUAUUAAAAAAAGAUCCGAUAUUAAGUGUGUUACUUCAUUGGGUCGUCUGCUUGAUUGCAUUUUGAAUGAGUUUUAAGCGCCUUGAAGAAUGCAUUCAUCCUUUUGUAGGUACAUCUGUACUAGUUAACACCUUUUGACAACUUGGCUUAAAAAUUUGAAGUAUUUCUUAAUCAUCCACAGUCUUUUAACAGUGUAAAAAGUGCAUACUUCAAAGAACGUGUAUUCAAAAUGCACUUCAGUAACUAGCGUCACAUAAUGCACCUCUACUCCACACAAGAACUGUUUAUAUCACUCAUCAAGUCAACAAGAAAAUAGAUUUUUUUAGAAAAUAUAAAAUUGAGCUUAAUUUCUUUUUACUUUUUUAUUUAACGAUUGUUUAGACAAUUUUACUUGAUUUUAAUGAUUUUAAGAGCCUUUGAUUUUCAUGUAAUAUAAAUAAUAAUAUUUUUAUGUUGAUCAAAUUUCUUUAAUAUAUUUCUAAUAAUUUAUGUCGUAUAGCUUAUAUAUAUUAUUUCUUUAAAAAAUGAUUUACUCUUAAAAUAAUUGCUUUCUCAAUUAUCACUCCUUAUCUCUCUCACGCUCUGUGUAUAGCUCUCUCUCUCUCUUUGUCGUAUAAAAUCAAAACCCUACAGUAACUUCAAUGCUGGUUAUUUCGCACCAACGCCAUCAAUAAACGAACAAAUGUUUGUUUAAAAGUACAAACAUCGCUAGUAUAACCAUUUUCCCUGACACAUGAUCGCAACAAAGUCUAUGCACUAUUUUAUAAAAAAUGUCAUUUUUUUUUAACUUUUACAACACAUCCCAUUCGUAUGUGUUCGCUUGCGAGUUGCGUUUGUGAACAAUCAAGGAACAUUUACAACAUCCCAAUUACUUCACAUAAAAACAAAACUACACAUUGAAAUGGUUUAAGCAAAGGCAAAGAGAACAACACUUAGCGACAGAAAAUCAAUACACAAUUAAAGGCACGGUAAACAGACGCAUUACUGCUAGCAAAUGUAUUUUACCUAUAUUUUCCGGAUCAGUUCGAAAAUCGAGGGCAAAGAAUUAGGGUGAGAGAAAGAAAUAUUAUCGCUGGUGCAGGUGCAAUGAGGGUAUGAGUAAAGAAUAAAUAAAAUAUUUGAAUAUUUACAUUAAUGAUUCGCAACAAA